Molecule: messenger RNA, 4905 nt
Organism: Manis pentadactyla (Chinese pangolin)
Lineage: Eukaryota; Metazoa; Chordata; Mammalia; Pholidota; Manidae
Gene: CALN1
Product: calneuron 1
Exons: 6
Coding region: 682-1341 (219 amino acids)
Molecular function (GO): calcium ion binding
Source: RefSeq, a predicted model, not a curated record
GGCGAAGAAGUGGGGGUGGGGGCUCCCCGUCCCUCGGAGAAGCCGGGGCGCGAGCGCCCAAGGCGAGCCCUGAACUCCGCUCCUGACGCGGGCCAGGCAGAGCAGGGCACAGCGCUGCGAGCGGCCUCAAGGCCCUAGGGGCCCCGCUGGGGAAGAGAGGGGGAGGAGGCCGGAGCUGCAUGGAGUUUCUAGGGCGCGCAACUCCUGCGGGGCCUCGGCCACUGAGCUCCGGGGCGCAGCGAGGCAGCCGCGCACAUGGGCUAAGCCCGCGCGCCAGGGCUCUGCACGGCCAGCGGGAGCGGGAGGGGUAGAGGAGCGCGCCGUGCCGGGGUGCGGGGCACGCGUCCCCAGACGGGAGCAGAGGACAAGGACAGGGAGGAAGGUGCCCGCAUCGCGUUCGGAGCCGACGAGGGGCUCGCGCCGGUUCGGCGCGCGCUUGGGGAGCGGCUCCGGGGCGCCGUGGGAGCCGGCGGCAGCGAGAAUGCCGGCGCGGGGACGCGGCUGCCGGCUGGGGGUGUGAGCGUAAGGCUCAGCGCUGCCCGCCGGCGCCUCCUUCCGCGCCGCCCCCUCCCCCGCUGCGGGCCUAGGAGGGAGCCCCCCACGCCGCCCUGAGGCGCCUCGGAACCUGGGCUUCGGGACAGCGGGCCCGCGCGGCUGGCCCGGCCCAGCGAUAGGGAAAAGAUGCCUUUCCACCAUGUGACUGCUGGCCUGUUGUACAAGGGGAAUUACCUCAACCGAUCUCUCUCUGCUGGCAGCGACAGUGAGCAGCUUGCUAACAUCUCUGUGGAGGAGCUGGAUGAAAUCCGAGAGGCCUUUCGGGUUCUGGAUCGAGAUGGGAAUGGCUUCAUCUCCAAGCAGGAGCUGGGAAUGGCCAUGCGCUCGUUGGGGUACAUGCCGAGUGAGGUGGAGCUGGCCAUCAUCAUGCAGCGCCUGGACAUGGACGGGGAUGGACAGGUGGAUUUUGAUGAAUUCAUGACAAUUCUUGGCCCAAAACUGGUGUCUUCAGAAGGUCGUGAUGGUUUUCUUGGAAACACAAUAGAUAGCAUAUUCUGGCAGUUUGACAUGCAAAGGAUAACUCUGGAAGAGCUGAAGCAUAUCCUCUACCACGCCUUCCGGGACCACUUAACAAUGAAGGACAUUGAGAACAUCAUCAUCAAUGAGGAGGAGAGCCUGCAGGAGACCUCAGAGAAUUGCCAAACAGAGUUUGAAGGAGUGCAUUCCCAGAAGCAGAACAGACAGACCUGCGUGCGGAAGAGCCUCAUCUGCGCCUUCGCCAUGGCCUUCAUCAUAAGUGUCAUGCUGAUCGCGGCCAACCAGAUCCUUCGGAGCGGCAUGGAGUAGCCGCUCCCGCGGCGUCCCAGCUCACGCGCAUGUGCAUGCUCCGUGGGCAGACUUCCUCCACCGUGCGGACGGUGCAGACUUGGACCGUUCAGCCAAGAACCCAAGAUUGUGGUGCAACUAGUAUUGCAGACCCACUUCAUCUCCUAAGCAGGGACACAAAAGGGCUGUCUUAAAUGCUUUAAUGGUUUUGUUUCCUAAUGCAAUAAAUAGCCAGGAGUUCCGAAUGAUUGCUCAACCACCUGUAGGAACUCUGAAGAGAAAACUUCCAUUUCGUCUCGGAAUUCCAAUGGCCAUCCAGGUUGGUGGUGUGAGAGAGCAAGAGAGAAGCGUGACCGCACAGUCACCUCCACACCCCAUCCUUCAACCCAGGGGUCAACUGGAGACUCCCGCUGAGGGAACCCUCAGUCCCAACAGGCCGACUUCUGGGCUGCUGCAGAGGGGCCUUUCCUUCCCACCCUGGCUUUCUUCCUUCACCAGUGGAGUCCCCUGAGGCGUGAAGGGAAAGCCAUCGAAUGGGGUCUGUGAGUCGCACCUCCUUCGCUUCCGUUCUUACUGCCUUUUCUACAGGACUCGUGUUGGCAGAGUUGGGGAGCUCUCGGUCUCCACCGGCACUUGGCUUUCUGUUCCUAGGGCCCAUUACGCACCAGCAUUUUGGAAUCUGCAGAGAGCUUUCCUCCCAGCUUUGCCGCCUGUGCUGCCAUUAGAGAAAAAAGAAGCAUACGGUGGGCAUCUCUGUAACACAAACACAUAGAUGUGUAUAUUUGGCUUCUUCACGUGUGACAUCAUUCUGUCCUAAUUGCCCUCUGUGGUUAUAAGCUUGUCCUCUGACAGGCGUUCCUGCCUCCUCCGGGCGGCAGGUAGUUUGGGAGACAGGGAGGGACCAGUAGUGGGGAGGGGUUGCAGCCUACAUCCCAGUUACCUGGCCAGGGCGAUGGAACCCAAACACAUCUCCGUGCUGGAAGACCUCUGUAAGUUAAGGUCCUUGCUCAUCUUACCUUCUUCUCACCUUUAAAUUUACUUUGUUAAUUAGUCUUCCCCAGAUAAAAAGAGGAAUACAAUCCAACAUGGAAAGAUGGAAAGAUCAAACUACUGUAGUUUGCAUAACAACUUACUUCCGGUAGUCAGAUUCUGCAACUGACUCAUUUUCAUGAGAAAAGCAUGUUCAUAAGCUUGGCCACCAGGACAGGUUACUGACUUCUGCUUGCAGACUUCUCCUGGGGAAGGGAACUGAAUCCCAUAUACUGUUUUCAGCACCGUUUCAAGUCUAUUCCCGACUUUUUCCUAGAUGCCACAUUGGUCACCACUAGUAAUUCAAGCUUGCAUAGUCUAAUUAGCCAAUAAUCUUUCAGUGUAAUAUUUCCCUCUGUACUUUUCCAAGCUCAGGUCUUUAUUUCUGUAGUGGAAUUGUCUUGCUCCUCUUUCUUUCGAUUGCUUCUUAAAGCUACAUUCUUUUCUUCUCUCCCUUUCCCCCUGUCUUCCAGUAUUAAGGAGCCAGAAUCUUUCCUUUCUGCCUGCAGCUGGGAAGGCGUGCAGCGUGCAGCAUGGUGUGUGUCCCUGAACCCCUCCUCAAGCCUCCCGCCCUCGUGGGCUUUCUCCCUGCUUCCUUCUCGGACUUGGAGCAUCCAAGUCUCAGUUAGGGUCUUCUUCCAAUUCACUUCUGCAAGCACUUUGGGCAAUAGUCUGGGGGCAAUUGGAGACACUUCCCCACUGUGGAGGACCACACAUAUUCCUGAUGAGCACAAGUCAAACUAGGGUUUGAGCCAUAGUACAGAGGAGGGAGCAGGUAUAAGUUCCUGAGAGCCUGGGGUGUGGAGAGCCCCUCUGCCAGGGGUCCCACACAUCUAAGCCAAGGAAGGCAGCAGCUUGCCUGUCCCUCUUGUCCACCCACCCUGCCACAGUCCAGACUGCAUGUCUGUCUCUCUUCUCUCUUCCCUUGCCUGACUCACCCUGGUCCAUCAGGAUUGGAACUCUAAAUGAGAACAGAUUCAAAUGCAGAACAGGAACACAUAGAGCAAGGUCAUCGUUAGUUUCCCCCCAAAGCACUUUGCCCUCCCUCUCUCAUCUGCACUUGGGUGGGAGGGACCUCCUGAACUAGUAAGACCAUGUCUUCCUGGGGAGAGGUGCAAGACCCUAAUACUGAAGAAAUCCCCCAGGGAUGACUCCUCAAGGACCCUGCCCCAUGGAACAGACUGGAGCACUGCAAGUGGGGCAGGGCUGUGGGGCAUAAACUGAGUACUUCCUCAGAGGCUACUUUUCUGCAAGUUUUUGGGCUUCCCACUGGAGGAUGGGACCUGGAAGUGUAUGAGGUCUAGACUUCACUGGGAGAGAAACUCACACUGGGCAGGGGUGGAGAUUAAAAGGGGUUCUGGGAAUAGCCUGUUCCCCACAAGGCCUCAGCAGUUUUUCCCUACAGAGGACCCCUUUCCUCUCCCAAUGACCAGAAGCCAGCCUGUUCUGGCCAGGAGGAAAUCUAGGAGAGUAUCCCUUGUGGGUGCUGCUAGGGAGAGAGGGCCAUAAGGAAGCCACAGAACUCUCUCUGAUGGGUCAGAAGUUAAUGUCCCACCAUGGUGAGUGCACCUGGCACCCAGGGUCUGAGCUGUGUGAAGACAGCAAGGGCUCGUGGCAUUACUGAGACCUUGGGAGCUAAACAGCUGUCUCUCUGGCUUGUCCCCUGGCUGUUCUGCUGAGACAAUCUGUCAAAGGUGUUGGGCUUCUCUGAAACGCUUAAGAUGCUGGCUUCCGGCAGCCCCACCCCAAGUCCCAUCCACAUCUGUGCUUCUCUGGGGCCCCACACCAGGUAGCACCCUUGCCCACAGAGGUUAUGAUGCUCAGAGAUAAAAACUCCAGAAGUCUUGGUCCCCCAUGCCCAAAAUGUGCUCUGUGGCCCUGGAUAGAGGUGGUCUCUGCAGAAACCACAAGAGAGGAGCCCCUCACUCUGUCCUCCUGGAUGGUAGACAUGGAAGUCUGUUUUGGGGUGGCUGAAUGACUGCUGGCAAACUGAACUUGGUUCAUUCGUGUGGCAGAAACAGGUGCCCCCCAGGUAGCAUCAGUUAUAAUCAAGAAGGCAUUUUGCUUGGGAGACAAGGGAUCCAGUCCCCAAUCUCCUUGGCCCCCAAAGAAGCUGCCUCCCAUCACUCCAGAAGCAGACAGAGCCCCCAAACAGGAUCCAGCAUGGGAACUAUUAUCAGUGGCUUCCAGAAUGUGCGUGGGUCCCAUGUGACCAAUCAGUAAAAAAGGAUGUUGCCGUGGCAACCCUUGAAUUCCACCCUGAGUUUGCCAAGGCACACAAAAAUAGGGAACAUUUUCUUAAAGAACACUUGGGUUCUGCCUGAUUGCAACCUGAUUCGCUGCAUCCGUAUCCUGCUGGUGGUGGAAAUUACCCUCAAAAAAAUCUGGUGAUUUCUCUGCCUUUCCCUCUUCUGUUUGAACCUCUCCUUCCAUUUGCUCAGGAGAACAGGAGCUACCUGUGAGCUGGAUUUCCCACUCCACCUCCUCCCCCAUCCCCUAAUGCCUAGAGCAAGUACCCCUUAAUCUGGGCAAAAAGGCAGAAAUGUCAUCUGGAAG